Molecule: messenger RNA, 678 nt
Organism: Hyposmocoma kahamanoa
Lineage: Eukaryota; Metazoa; Arthropoda; Insecta; Lepidoptera; Cosmopterigidae
Product: piggyBac transposable element-derived protein 4-like
Exons: 1
Coding region: 1-678 (225 amino acids)
Source: RefSeq, a predicted model, not a curated record
AUGCCUUACUUUCUUAAAAUCAUGUUCUAUAACAGAUACUUAUUAUUAAAAUGUUUGAUGCAUUUUGUUGACAAUAACAAAAAAAGAAAAAUUCAGCCAAUCAUAGACUACUUCAAUGACAAAUUUUCGACUUUGUACUAUCCUUCCCAAGAAAUAGUUAUAGACGAAUCACUUUUAAAGUGGCACGGUAGACUGGGAUUCGCACAAAAAAUUACUUCUAAGGCUGCCCAAGUUGGCGUUAAAACAUACGAGUUAUGUGAGUCUUCCAGUGGUUACCUUUGGAAGUUUUUAGUCUAUGCUGGGAAGGAUGAGACCAAGACUGCGUAUACGACGACUAAUGUCGACACUGACGCUGAUAACUUAGAGGGCAGAUUAGAGGGCAGACCUGAGGAGACUGAAAUAACUGACAAAUCAACAAGUGACCACCCGACCAAUGCUAAAAUAGUUUACGACCUAGUAGAGCCUCUUCUUUACCGCGGGCAUACGUUAAUAAUGGAUAAUUUCUAUAAUAGUCCGUUAUUAGCGCGAUGUCUGAAACGACAAAAGACUGACUGUUAUGACACGCUAAGACUGAAUCGGGAAUUUGUUCCAGAUUCAUUGAAGACUGUCACGAAGACUGACCUUCGACAAGGUGAAGUGGUGUGUAGCUACAGUUCCGAUUUGUCGAUAUGUGUAUAG